This is a messenger RNA of Malus domestica (apple), 1625 nucleotides long. Its product is annotated as nuclear transcription factor Y subunit A-4-like. The record is from RefSeq and is a predicted model, not a curated record. Gene Ontology annotation, biological process: regulation of transcription by RNA polymerase II. Gene Ontology annotation, cellular component: CCAAT-binding factor complex. Lineage: Eukaryota; Viridiplantae; Streptophyta; Magnoliopsida; Rosales; Rosaceae. Gene Ontology annotation, molecular function: DNA-binding transcription factor activity, RNA polymerase II-specific; DNA binding.
CUGUCUCUCUUAAGGUUGCAAAGAGAAGGUAGAGAGAGAGAGAGAGAGAAAAUGAGACUUGCAUCGACGACUUCCCAUCCCUGAAAUCAAAGCUUCUUCUUAGGGUUCUUAUCCUGCUACUUGGCUCACCACUGAGAAAGUGGUGAAUGAUGCCAGCUAAAUCUAAUGAAGAUCUGCAUAGAGCAUGGUGCUGAGACUGCGCUGCGACCUAUCUACUCCCAACCUUGGUGGCGUGGAGUGGGGAAUGGUACAGCAUCAUCUAUGGUGGAUCAUAGUAGUAGUAUGGUCAUGAAUGGAGCUAUGCAGGCACAAACUAAUGCUAGGCUGGAUGGUCGGGCCAACUUCAAUAAAGAAUUUCGGACUACAGUAGAAUCACAGUCUGAUGGGAAUAGUGGAAGUGAAAACCAACAUACCAAAAGCGUUUCGUCCUCAGUGGUUCCUGCAAUGGGUCAACACGUGGAUCCAAACUCACAAAUGGAACUUGUUGGCCACUCAAUUGUUAUGUCAUCGUAUCCGUAUGCAGAUCCACAAUAUGGUGGGAUGCUGACUCCUUAUGGGCCACAAACUAUGUUGCCUCCCCACUUCUAUGGUAUGCAUCCUGGUAGAAUGCCUUUGCCUCCUGAUAUGGAAGAGGAGCCUGUGUAUGUAAAUGCCAAGCAGUACCAUGGUAUUUUGAGAAGAAGACAGUCACGUGCUAAAGCUGAGCUUGAAAAGAAACUUAUAAAAGCUCGAAAGCCAUAUCUUCAUGAGUCUCGACACCUGCAUGCAUUAAGGAGGGCAAGGGGGUGUGGAGGUCGCUUCCUUAAUAAAAAGAAACAAGAUGAUAACGACGAAAAUUCCUCACUAGAAAAGGGCAUGAAUUAUGAUGGAAACCAUUCAGCUGAAUCUGCCAAAUCUGGUUUUGAGUGCUGUCCAAAUACCAGCAAUGGGAAUUUUGAUUCCUCAAAUGUCCAGCAAGACAGAUCAGGUCAAUGGCUCAGGACACACAGCCACCACACACACUCUAAUGGUAAUGGCAAUGGUCAUGGCCCAUCAUCAGCAUACCCUUCCACGUUUGGUGACAGCAAGGAAAGUGUGUUCCUGGGUCAACAGAGGGAAAACAUGCAGUUGAAUGGGUUGUCUCGCGGCGCCAUCCCCAGUAAAUGAGAUCCCUCUACGAGGAGAUGCUCAAGGCGUGCAGAGUCUCUCUUGGAGGACACCCGGCUGUGCAAUGUCAGUAUCCGGCAACUCAUUCUUGGCUUUGGUUACCUUGUAAUUAUUGGGGGUGGGGCGGAAGGAGAUGGUGGUGGAGUUCAUGUCGUCUUGAGCCUGCCAUCGCUUGCACUCACUCCUGUUGUAGAAACAGUAACAAAAGGCAUCAGUUGGGAACUUAAAACCAGAAAAUUAGUUGUGAAUGUGUAGAUUCUAAACACUGCAGGUAUUUUGAUUUUCGAAAGUGUGUUGUGACUUGGGUUUCGGACGAAAUUUAGGGUUGUGGUGACUCCUGAAAAGACUAUUUCCCAUCCCUGGAGGGGAGAAUUUGAUCUGUGUUUCUAAAUGUAGCUAUAAUUAUCUGGUUUUCUUAGCAGUCCAACUACUUUUUGAGGCACUACUGGGUUUGAUUAUUGUUACGUAUUUUUACAACA